ACCAAGACUUUGAGAGAGUGAGAGAGAGAGAGAGAGAGAGAAUGGGUGAUAAAUUUGAGAACACGCUCGAGUUCACUCCGACCUGGGUAAUGGCAGUCAUUUCCGCCGGCUUUGCCUUCAUUUCCUACACCCGCGUUUAAUAUUUGUCUGUUUUUUACAACGUUAUUCCGCAGCAGCGGCAAGAAACAACACGUCCGAAAGCCGAUUAGCAAACAAGCUGCAAAAAAGAUUAGAGACGAGACGGUGAGCCUGGCUUUUAUUCAAAUUAUUCUGCUUUGUUUUCGAAAAUUCCUUACCAAAAUAUGCAUUCCGCCCGCUAUGUUCGACUACAUGCUUCCUUGUAGUCUCGAGGAUCGCCCCAAUCUCGAAGCAGAAGCCCCCGCCCAUCCUAUGACCACUUUCCGCUCUCGCAAGUUCAUGGUUCCUUUAAUAUCUGUUGAAGCUCUGGAACAUAUCCACUUAUUUGUUUUCUUCCUCCCCGUGGUGAACAUCAUAUUGUCCGCUACAAUCUUUGGUCUUGGACAAUUAAGAAUGCGUCACUUGGAAGGAUAUGCUUAUCGUUUAAGAAAAAAAGAUACACACCGAGUUUUUGAACGUUAUACAAGGGCUAUGACAAACAACUUGAGAAAUUUCAAAGAUGCACGCGAUGGUCGCCGUUUCCGUUUAAGGGUUUUUUGUGGAUCUAUUUUAUUUUUUGUGACACCAUCAGAUUAUAGGAUAUUAAAAUAUGGUUUCGGUCAGUCGCUUGAUACCGCAUGGCAAAAUUUUGAGCACCAACUGAGACAUGCUCAUGAAGACUAUUUCAUGCAAAUUGCUGGCAUAAGUUUGAAUCUUUGGGUCUUUGCGUUCUUCUACCUGUUGCUAAAUGUCCAUGGUUGGCCUGUAAAUUUCUGGGUUGCUUUAAUUCCUAUUAUUCCUUUAAUUUUGACGGGAGCUAUUCUGAAGCACAUAGUAACCCAACUAGCUCUUGAAAUAUCUGAAGAUCAUGCAAGAAUAAUUAAUGCUGAUCCGCUUAUGCGGUUACCAAAUGCGGAAAUUAUACCAACUAUACCGGACGAAUAUAAGACAUAUUGGUUUAAUUGUCCCCACUUCGUUCUCCCCUUGGUUCACUUUAUCGUUUUCCAAACUUCUAUUGAGAUGGCAUCUUUUUUGUGGAUAGGGCUUACAUAUGGAUUUAAAUCCUGUAUGAUGAAACAACUUUAUUACCUUCUUCUAAAGCUCAUUAUUGGGGUAUUUAAUCUGGGACUGUGUGGCUACAGCACCCUACCACUAUAUACAAUUGUUACACAGAAUCAGAGGAUAUCUAGACAACCUGAAUUUAAUCAGCAGCCGGAAGCCCACGGGGAUCCUAAUCCGAUUAACCUUGAGCCGGAACACCAGGUGGAACUUAAUCCGAUUAACCCGCAGCCGGAACACCAGGUGGAACUUAAUCCGAUUAACCCGCAGCCGGAACACCAGGUGGAACUUAAUCCGAUUAACCCGCAGCCGGAACACCAGGUGGAACUUAAUCCGAUUAACCCGCAGCCGGCACUCAACGUGGAUCCUGUUCAGAAUAACCAGCAGGUGGGCCCUGGUGAUCUGUUUAACUAUGGGGCAUUUAAUUUUGUUCGUGAAGAGUACCAUGAAGAAUGAUAUGAUAGAUGUGAUAUGAUAUCUUGGUUGGAGGAAAUUUGGAGUGUUUAUCAUCGCUCUUUCCCAGAUAUUUGUGUGGCUGCUUUGUACCUCCGCUCUUCAGGUUCGUAAUGCAGUGGUUGUGUUGAUUUUGCCUUCAGGUGGUUGCAGUACCAGGGGUUUUGUGUGUUGUUGUUUACUAUUUAGUAGCAGUGCUAUUUUGAAUUUUCUGUCUGCUUUGGUUCUUUUGCCUUGUAUGUUUUUGUGGUUUGGUUGUGUUUCUGGUGUUUGUUUGUAUAUUGCUUGUGCUACUUUGUAUGGGGACAUGCUUUAUUAAUAAAGUUUCUAUUUCAGAAAAA
This is a messenger RNA of Trifolium pratense (red clover), 1970 nucleotides long. Its product is annotated as MLO-like protein 1. The transcript is spliced from 20 exons. Gene Ontology annotation, cellular component: membrane. NCBI's taxonomy places the organism in Eukaryota, Viridiplantae, Streptophyta, Magnoliopsida, Fabales, Fabaceae. Gene Ontology annotation, biological process: defense response. The coding region runs from base 319 to 1632 and encodes 437 amino acids. The record is from RefSeq and is a predicted model, not a curated record.